Molecule: messenger RNA, 1856 nt
Organism: Cornus florida
Lineage: Eukaryota; Viridiplantae; Streptophyta; Magnoliopsida; Cornales; Cornaceae
Exons: 3
Coding region: 675-1607 (310 amino acids)
Source: RefSeq, a predicted model, not a curated record
CCCUACGGUCCGGUCUCAGGCUCGGGAUCCGAGCCUCGGGUGUUGAGUCAUUGCCACGGCGGUUGUUGGCUUUUUUGCCAGUGGUUUUUUUCUCUCCGAAGCUAUGCGCUUAUUGGCCGUACAAAGAGUAUAAAUCACUGGUUCUCUUUCAUACACAGUACAGUAUAGACUACAGAGACAAAGUUGGAGAGAGACAGAGAAGAAUUAUGAUGUGGGUUCCUUGAAUUGGUUCAAACUGCGGUCCUAUUUUCGCUUCUGGGUUUGAAUUGUAAAUUCUUCUGUCAUUUGGCACUUUGGUUUGAGCUUCUUUUGAUGUUUAGUUAAUUGAAUUCACCAUAAAUUGCUUAUAUUACUUGCUUUACCGAUUUUUCUAAAUUCUGUGGAAAGAAACCCAGUAUUAUUCCAUAUUAUUUUGUUCAUUGUCUCUGUUUAGCCACUUUGAUAACAAUUUGUUAAUUUUCUGUUCUUUUUUCUCUAAAUUUUAGUGUUUCAAGUUCUUCAACUCCUCAAUCACAAUUCAAAAUCUUCUGGGUGUUGAAAAAUUUGUCAUAUCAAGUGAAAUUAUCACUUCCCUUGUGAAAAUUUGGCCAUUUUCUGUAUUAUUUCUUGUACAUGAAGUGAAAUUCUCACUUCCAUUGUGAAAAUAGCUGUGUGUUUUUUUGAGGUUUUGAAAUAUGUUGCACACAAAGUCUGAGUCUGAUAUAACUAGUUUAGCCCCAUCAUCGCCUUCGAGGUCUCCGAAGCGGCCAGUGUACUAUGUACAGAGCCCUUCAAGGGACUCUCAUGAUGGGGACAAGUCCUCCUCUAUGCAGGCGACUCCCAAUUACAAUAGUCCAAUGGAGUCGCCUUCACACCCCUCUUUUGGGCGUCACUCUAGGAAUUCUUCGGCUAGCCGGUUUUCGGGUAUUUUUAGGUCUUCUUCCGGGAGGAAAUGGGGCCGGAAAAGGAACGAAAAGGGGUGGCCGGAGUGCAAUGUGAUCGUAGAAGAGGGGAAGUAUGAUGAACUUGACGAGGACAAGGGUUUUUCUCGGAGGUUUCAGGCCAUGCUGGCUCUCUUUAGCUUUAUUGUUCUGUUUACUGUGUUUUGCCUGAUUAUAUGGGGUGCCAGCCGGCCUUACAAAGUAGAGGUUACUGUGAAGAGCAUGUCUGUUAAUAACUUAUACAUUGGGACAGUUUCAGACUUCACUGGGGUCACAUCAAAGAUGCUGACAGUGAAUGGCUCACUGCGGAUGAGCAUAUACAACCCUGCUACCUUUUUUGGUAUGCAUGUUAGCUCCUCGCCUAUCAAUCUCGUGUACUCAGAGAUUACCGUUGCAACUGGUCAGCUGAAGAAAUAUUAUCAGCCAAGAAAGAGUAGCAGAACUGUUUCAGUGAGUGUAGAAGCAACUAAGGUUCCCUUGUAUGGGGCUGGAUCAAGUUUAGCAGUCGCCAAGGACGACAGCCUUCAUGUUCCAAUGACAUUACAGUUUGAGAUUCGAUCACGAGGUAACGUGGUGGGGAAAUUGGUGAGAACAAAGCAUAAAAUGCAAGUUUCUUGUCCUGUGGUUAUCGACUCCACUAGCACCAAACCUAUCAAGUUCAAGAAAGAUUCGUGCACAUAUGGUUGAUGUCCUCUCGACGAAUUUGGACCUUUUGUCUCAUGACUUGCUGCAUCACGAGUGUGUUGUUUGUUCUCUUCCUCCCAAGGAAGAAGAAACUUAAAUUUUUUGAGCCAUCAUAGUAGUAAUGGAUGGACUCGUAAGAUUUGUGCAAGUGCUUGCAUAGUUGUAUGUCUGGAGUCAAUAUAUGAAUGAAUUUGAUAUGAUGUACCAUAAAUAAAUAUGAUUAAUAUGCUGGUGCUCUUUAUUUUUUCUUUU